Molecule: messenger RNA, 390 nt
Organism: Peniophora sp. CBMAI 1063
Lineage: Eukaryota; Fungi; Basidiomycota; Agaricomycetes; Russulales; Peniophoraceae
Source: the annotation of a GenBank genome assembly
AUGCUUCUCGUUGCGCAGCCAUCUGACUUGAUGCGUCGUUGCAGACGUGGAACGGCCCUUCGCUUUGCUAUGGAUAUUGGCGCGCAUCGGAAGAAAGCCUACCAAAAGGUGCCAAUAGUUGAGGACGAGCGGUGGAAGGGAGCAUUUUGGAUUCUAGUGAUACUGGAUCGCCAAGUAAGCGCCCACCUGGGCCGCUCCUGUUGCGUCCAGGACGAAGAAAUAGACCUUAAGCUGCCUCUCGAGGUCGACGAUGAGUACUGGGAGCAGCCCGAUCCAACGCAGGGAUUCGAGCAGCCGCACGGGAAACCCUCCCGAGUCAGCUUCCUGAUUGUAAUCGAGUUCAUCGAGAUCUCCGGCGUUGCGACACGGACUAUCGUACGUCCUGGAUAG